This is a messenger RNA of Cylicostephanus goldi, 470 nucleotides long. NCBI's taxonomy places the organism in Eukaryota, Metazoa, Nematoda, Chromadorea, Rhabditida, Strongylidae. The record is from the annotation of a GenBank genome assembly.
AUGGAUGCAAGAUCUUAUGCUGCAGCUUGGGCUAAUCGAGCUAAAGGAGGAGGUUUUGAGCAUCCAGAGUACUAUCAGCGAACCCGCGUCGACUGGCUUGCUUUACCAAAUAUUCACAAUGUUCGCUACUCAUUCCAUCAACUUCGUGCUCUUCUGUGCUCAGAUCAGAAUAAAACGGGCAAUGCAUAUCAUACGGCGUUAGAUAGUACUUGCUGGCUGACGUACAUAAAAGACCUCAUCAAUUCCGCCCAGAAAUGUGUGGACACGCUUUUUGACGGGCAGUCUGUUCUCGUACAUUGUUCUGACGGUUGGGAUCGCACUACUCAGAUUGUUUCUCUUGCGAAAUUGUUGGGUGAUGAGUACUACAGAACUGUUCAGGUGAGACAUAAAUCAUUGCAUCGACAAGGAAGUUUCUUUGUAGUGUUACGUGACAUUCCUAUCAGUGUGAUUCGUGCCAUUGGGGUGUAAUU